AAAUACAUAAAUCGCGGUUGUAAAUUAUCAAUUAUCAAAUUUGUCUAGGUAUCUAAUAUUUAUUAGGGAUGGCGGCGGCGUUUGAAGAGAUGGGCGUUUUGCCCGAAAUAGGUAAAGCCAUCGAAGAAAUGGACUGGCUGUUGCCCACAGACAUUCAAGCGGAAGCGAUACCUUUAAUACUUGGAGGUGGUGACGUGUUAAUAGCAGCAGAGACUGGUAGUGGUAAAACGGGAGCGUUUUGUUUGCCGGUUAUUCAAAUAGUGUGGGAAACGCUCAAACAAGCUGAUAAACCACGAACUAAUUUACCGGUUUAUGUGUCGGGUAUCACAGAUCCAUGGGCCAUGAGUGUGUGGGACCGUUCAUCUGCCAUAGCUGUGACACCAGAUGGUAAAAAAUGUCAAUCAAGAGAGCAAAAGGAUUGGCAUGGUUGUAGAGCUACUAAGGGCGUUAAAAACUCUGGAAAAUAUUAUUUUGAAACAACCGUCACUGAUGAAGGUCUGUGUCGAGUUGGCUGGUCUACACCAGGAGCCGUGUUAGAUCUAGGUACGGAUAAAUUUGGUUUUGGUUUUGGCGGAACAGGCAAAAAGUCAAAUAACAAACAGUUUGAUUCUUAUGGUGAAAGUUUUGGUUUACAUGAUACAAUCGGCUGUUGGUUAGAUCUGGAUAAUUGGAUUAUUGGAUUCAGUAAAAAUGGUAAAUAUCUUGGUGAUGCAUUUAAAAUUCCUGCAAAUUUGAAAACUUCAACAUUUUAUCCAGCUGUUGUAUUAAAAAAUGCUGAAAUAGCAUUCAAUUUUGGUGAAUCAUCAUUUAAAUAUGAUAUUCCUAAAGACUUCUUCGCUAUAAGUAAGGCACCUAGCAAUUGCAUUGAACUCUCUCAGUGUAAUGCUCCAAAAAUGAAUUCAAAUACAAAAAAACCAAAUAAUGCACCAUAUGCAAUAAUUAUUGAACCUUCUAGAGAAUUAGCAGAACAAACUUUUAAUCAAAUAAAAAACUUUAAGAAAUACCUUGUAGAACCGCAAGUUAAAGAUCUCUUAGUAGUUGGUGGUUUUAGCAUUAAAGAUCAAAUUGCUACCUUAUCUUCAGGUGUUGAUAUUAUUGUUGCUACCCCGGGUCGUCUGGAAGAUCUUAUAUCUGGUGGCCAUUUAUCUUUAUCUCAUUGUAAAUUUUAUAUAUUAGAUGAAGCUGAUGGAUUAUUAAAACAGCGUUAUACAAAACUUAUAGAAAAUCUACACGAGAAGAUGCCAAAAGUUUCUUAUGAUGGUAAAAGACUUCAAAUGAUUGUUUGUUCUGCAACACUUCACGAUUUUGAAGUAAAAAAAUUGGCGACACGUCUUAUGCACUUUCCAACUUGGGUAGAUCUUAAAGGUGAAGACGCUGUUCCUGAGACUGUACAUCAUGUUGUAGUUACUGUUGAUUCCCAGAAAGAUUCAUCGUGGACUUGUUUAAAAAAUCCCAUUCCAACUGAUGGUGUACAUGAUAGAGAUAAUAUAAGAGCACUGAAUACAUCUGAAGCAUUAUCUCAAGGAAUUAAGCUUUUAAAAGGUGAAUACUGUAUCAAAGCUAUUAACAAACACAAAAUGGACAAAGCUCUCAUAUUUUGCCGCACUAAACUUGAUUGUGAUAAUUUAGAAAAAUACUUUAAACAACUUGGUUCUUUUUAUUCUUGUUGUACUCUUCAUGGAUCACGAAAUGUUAAUGAUCGUAGAGUGAAUUUAGAAAAGUUUAAGAAUGGUGAGAUCAAGUUUUUGAUUUGUACUGAUGUAGCAGCUCGUGGCAUUGAUGUUAAUGGGUUACCUUUCAUGAUUAACAUGACUUUACCUGAUGACAAGACUAAUUAUGUUCAUAGAAUUGGUCGUGUGGGUAGAGCAGAGCGUAUGGGAUUGGCCAUUUCAUUUGUGGCUACUAUCCCAGAAAAAGUUUGGUAUCACGGCGAAUGGUGUCCAUCCAGAGGACAGAGGUGUUCAAAUACUAAUCUAACUACUAACAAAGGCUGUUGCAUAUGGUACAAUGAACCCCAGUAUUUGGCUGAAAUUGAAGAUCAUUUGAAUAUAACUAUACCACAAGUUGGUCCAGAACUGGAUAUUCCUAUGAAUGAAUUUGAUGGAAAAGUUGUAUAUGGCCAAAAAAAAACAAAUAAUGGACCCUCAUAUAAAAAUCAUUAUGAUCAAUUGUUGUCUACUAUCAAUGAGCUCACUCAAUUAGAAACUAAGGCUCAAUAUUUAUAUUUGCACAUGCUUAAUAAUUAAGUGUAACAUUUUGUACAAAGUACUUGUAUUAAAAAAAAAAAAUAAUAACAUUUAUUUUCACGUUAAACAUUUCAGAAUAUAAUUUUCUUUUCUAAAUUCCUGACUGGG
Molecule: messenger RNA, 2354 nt
Organism: Melanaphis sacchari
Lineage: Eukaryota; Metazoa; Arthropoda; Insecta; Hemiptera; Aphididae
Gene: Ddx1
Product: ATP-dependent RNA helicase Ddx1
Exons: 2
Coding region: 69-2246 (725 amino acids)
Molecular function (GO): nucleic acid binding; protein binding; ATP binding
Source: RefSeq, a predicted model, not a curated record